AUGUGGGACUUCUUUUGGCGCAAGAAACAGCGGAAGCCCAAAAAUCGACAGUUGAAGUGGACGGUUAUCGCCCCGGCAACUCGCGGUCAAGAAGAAACCACGGCCCUUCGCGAGAAUGCAGACGACCUUGGAGCCGCUGUUGCGCUCCACCAGGUCAUCGCGGCGAGUAGACCACAGAACAACCGAGUAAUGUCAAGCCAUAUGACCUCGAGGUUAAGCGUACAUACUCAGGUCUCUAAUGUCUCUGCGGACUCAGAAGAGUACAUCAGAAACCCUUACGCAGAGUCCGGUCGCCGUCCGCGUAGACAGGAUAGUAGCUCUGCAUCAAGCCCUCUUGCGGUCAAACCUGCCACACGGGCCGAAGCUUCAGUCGAUGAUGACUUUGUUAGCGUUGACAAGUCUAAAGGCAAGGAAGUCGACCAGCCCAAGGUCAUCCGCAGAAAUAUGUUGGCAGAUCCUCUUGGGACCGUUCUUCACAUGACUGUAGCGGCAGCCCUCGCAGCUGGGCCUCCAGGGCGCCAGUAUAUUACUUCUGGCCCGCCACCGCCUGAUCAGAGAGGCCGGGUACAGAGUAGUAGCGAUGCUCAGCCUCUGUCUAUGCCUCAACCACCCCGACGGUGCACUCUCACGCAACGCCAUCGGUCUGUCAGCGACCCAGCGGUUUUGAGAGACAGACAUGGUGUCAGUCCUUCAAGUUCUAAACGAUCGGCGAGGUCAUUAGGGGCAUUGUCGUAA
Messenger RNA from Diaporthe batatas, 735 nucleotides. RefSeq lists its product as uncharacterized. Bases 1 to 735 code for a protein of 244 amino acids. The transcript has a single exon. The record is from RefSeq and is a predicted model, not a curated record. NCBI's taxonomy places the organism in Eukaryota, Fungi, Ascomycota, Sordariomycetes, Diaporthales, Diaporthaceae.